CAAUAGUCACACUACUCAUGAAGAAAGCCUCAACAAAGUUGCCUAUUUCACAAAAUCAAACUUGUGUAUCAUUCCCUUCAGGUUCCUAGCUAGAACAGAUCCCAUAGUGUCGCCUUGCUUUUUGAGGGACAAAUAAAAGCCGCAAGUUCCUCUUAUCCUGUUCGUACCAUCAACUUUCACUUUGGCAUUUGAAUCCAUCCUUUUCUAUAAAAGCAGAGGAUGAUAAAUCAUGCUAUAUAAUCAUAUCAUAUGUUUGGCUUUCCCACCGGAUUUACAUUUAUAUAAAGACCGAAAUCAAUCAUCGUAUACUGACAGAAUGGAAAACCGCCGCCAGAAGAGCAGUUCCGGCGACAAAUUCUCAUUCCCGAUCAUGGGCACGCCGGAAAAGGAACCCGAAGACGGGGAAUUUGAAUUCGGGUGCAUUUCAACCUCGCCGGAAGCCUCCCCCAACUCGCCGGCCGACCGGCUCUUCUUCAACGGAAAGCUAAUGCCCCACAACUUCCCGUCGUCCGGACAACCAGCGGCGGUCACGGAUGGAUUCUCGUAUUCGCGAUCGACGAGCAGCGUCAGCAGCGGCAAGGACUCGAUGAUGUCAUCCCGGAGCAACAGCGGCAGCAGCUCCGGCGGCAGCGCCAGAACCAGCGCCAGCGGCGAGUCGGCUUUUAACGUUAAUAUCAGACGAUUAGCUAUUAUUAAUGUUAACAAUAGAAGUAAAUGGGCCCAUUCUUCCAACAGGCCGCUGCCGAGCUCUAAGCCGCAACUCGUCCCUCCUGCUUCUAAGAAAUCGCAGUUCAUGGCUGCUCCGGCCCAUGGGCCGGUUCAUCUCAGGAAUAAGCGGCCCGGAUCUGUCUCGCUGGGGAAAGGGCAUAAUAGUCAUGAAGUUAAGCAGGAAAGUGAUGAUGAAGGAAGUGGAUCUCCGCCGUGGUUUGGUCGGAGGAUAUUAAGGUCAAUUGUAUCCUCUUGCAAAGAAUGUCAUGCCAUUCCACCCACAACUAAGCAGGCCAAAAAUAUUGUUAUCUCAACAAUUUAGAAAGUGUGGCUAAGGGUUGAAAGGGCAGUACUGUAUUUUCACAACUCUUUUCUGCAACAUCUUAUCAUUAUCGGGACGAAACUUGAUAGAACAAAUUCUUGUAUUUGGACACAUUUUUUCCUAGUUGUUCCUGUCUUUAUCAAGUCGGAAUACGAAAUAGCGUAACGGUGCAUCUUGCGCCAAUGUAACACAUUUCUGGAUACAUCGAAAUGAAGUAUCGAGAAUGUGAACAACAUAUUUUGAAUGGGUCUAUCUAUUUUGUUGUUCUAACUAUCACAAAGUAAUUAUUGGAAUGGACAGACCGACCGAAUUUGACACGGAU
Messenger RNA from Cuscuta epithymum, 1352 nucleotides. The record is from the annotation of a GenBank genome assembly. Lineage: Eukaryota; Viridiplantae; Streptophyta; Magnoliopsida; Solanales; Convolvulaceae.